Messenger RNA from Danio rerio (zebrafish), 4409 nucleotides. Lineage: Eukaryota; Metazoa; Chordata; Actinopteri; Cypriniformes; Danionidae. The record is from RefSeq and is a predicted model, not a curated record.
AUGAGUGAUCCAGAACCCUGCAGAAUUAAACAGGAAGAGACUGAAGAACUAAUAGAUGUGAUUGUGAAGGAGGAGAGCGAAGAACUGAGUGAAGAUGAGGAGAAACAUCAUGUCAAGACUGAAACCAAAACCGAAGAUAAGACUGAACAAAGUGUUUCAAUGGAAGAAACAGUUGUUAAAGGUUUCACCUGCACUCAGUGUGGAAAGAGAUUAAGCUCUAAAUACAAUCUGAAGAUUCACAUGAGGAUCCACACUGGAGAGAAACCUUACAAGUGUUCACUCUGCGAGAAGAGAUUCAACCGUUCAGGAAACCUGAGAACCCACAAGAGGAUUCACACUGGAGAUAAACCGUACAAGUGUUCACACUGCGACAUGAGAUUCAAUCGUCCAGAAAACCUCAAAACACACCUGCUGCUCCACACUGGGGAGAAAACACACACAUGUGAUCAAUGCGGCAAAACAUUUUUAAGGUCUUCAGGGCUGAAGAAUCAUCUUCGACUUCAUACAAUUGAGAAGCUUUAUCCGUGCUCUGAGUGUGGAAAGAGUUUUAGAACGCAGUCAAGUUUAAGAAAACAUCAGAAGCUCCACACUGCUGUGAAAGAGUUUUUCUGCUUUGAGUGUGGGAAGGCUUUUACUAGAGCUAAAUACUUGAGACAGCACCAGAGGGUUCACACUGGAGAGAAACCGUACAAGUGUUCACACUGCAACAAGAGAUUCCGACUGUCUGGUACCCUUAAACAUCACAAAAUGAUUCACACCGGAGAGAAACCGUACACAUGUACUCAAUGUGGGAAGAGUUUCACACAAACAUCAAGCCUUAAUGAACACAAGAAGAUCCACAUUGGAGAGAAAAAACACAAGUGUGAUCAGUGCGGCAAAACAUUUUUGAGGCCCUCAGAGCUGAGGAUCCACCUUAGAGUUCACACAAACGAGAGGCUUUAUUCAUGUUCAGAGUGUGGGAAGAGUUUUUCACAGCAGUCACAUCUAAAAGACCAUCUGAAGAUCCACACUGGUGUGAGAGAGUAUGUCUGCUUUGACUGUGGGAAGAGUUUCAUUACAAACGGAGGCUUAAAAAAACACCAGAUGAUCCACACUGGAGAGAAGCCGUACGUGUGUUCACACUGCAACAAAACUUUCAGACAAUCAGGAUUGCUGAAAACGCACGAGAGGACUCACACUGGAGAGAAACCGUACACGUGUACUCAGUGUGGGCAAAGUUUCACACGAUUAGCAAACCUUAAUAAACAUGUGCUGAACCACACUAGAGAGACAAAUCACAAAUUUAAAAAGCACAAGAGAAUGUACCUUCCUGAAAACUCUACUCUGUAUUCACGAACGCCAGAUUUCUCAGUUAAAGAGCCCCUGUUAUGCAUUAUUAAAGGUAAUUGUUUGGUUUUAGGGUCUCCAACAACAGGUUGCUCCCACGCUGGCGUGAUUCCCUGCUCUGAUUGGCUGCUGGUCUACAAGGCCUGUAUAAAACGGAGCUUCCGGCAGGAAUCGGAGAGCUCAUUUCUGCUGCGUUCGGUGUUUGGAGUGGAGCUCCUGGGUUUCCCUCACCCCUUCGGCCGACGACCAACAAUAAUCACCUUUACCAUCAGUGAAAGACAAAGACAGAGUUUAUUGAAGAUGAGUAAUCCAGAACCCUGCAGAAUUAAACAGGAAGAGACUGAAGAACUAAUAGAUGUGAAGGUGAAGGAGGAGAGUGAAGAACUGAGUGAAGAUGAGAAGAAACAUCAUGUCAAGAGGGAAGAAGAAACUCAAUCAGAGACUGAAGAUAGUAUUUCGGUGGAAAGAACAGCUGUGAAAUGUUUCACCUGCACUCAGUGUGGAAAGAGUUUAACCUCUAAAUAUGAUCUCAAUCGUCACAUGAGGAUCCACACUGGAGAAAAACCCUUCAAGUGUUCACACUGCGACAAGAGAUUCAAUCAUUUAGGAAACCUGAAUGCACAUCUGCUGAUCCACACAGGAGAGAAAACACACAGAUGUGAUCAGUGCGGCAAAACAUUUUUGAGGCCUUCAGAGCUGAGGAGCCAUCUCAGAGUUCAUACAAACGAGAGGCCUUAUCCGUGCUCUGAGUGUGGGAAGAGUUUUAGAAAUUGGUCAAAUUUAAACACACAUCAGAAGAUCCACACUGGCGUAAAAGAGUUUGUGUGCUCUGAGUGUAAGAAGACCUUUACUACAUCUCAUCUAUUGAAACGGCACCAGAGGAUUCACACCGGAGAGAAACCGUACAAGUGUUCGCACUGCGACAAGAGAUUCAGACUGACUGGUACUCUAAAAAAUCACAAAAUGACUCACAGUGGAAAUAAACCACACAAAUGUGCUCAGUGCGACAAAACAUUUUUGAGGCCUUCAGAGCUGACGAACCACUUUCGACUUCACACAAACGAGAGGCCGUAUUCAUGCUCUGAGUGUGGAAAGAGUUUUAAACUGCUGUCACAUUUAAAAAGCCAUCAGAAGAUCCACACUGGUGUGAGGGACUUUGUGUGUUCUGAGUGUGGGAAGACUUUUAUUCAAGCUGGAGACUUGAGACGACACCAGAGGACCCACACUGGAGAGAAACCGUACAAGUGUUCACACUGCGACAGAACAUUCAGAGUUUCAGGACACCUGAAAAUACAUGAGAGAGAUCACACCGGGGAGAAACCGUACACUUGUACUCAGUGUGGGAAAGGUUUCACUCAAUUAUCAACCCUUAAUAAACACGUGCUGAUCCACACUAGAGAGAAAAACCACAAACCAGAACCCUGCAGAAUUAAACAGGAAGAGACUGAAGAAAUAAUAGAAGUGGUGGUGAAGGAGGAGAGCGAAGAUCUGAGUGAAGAUGAGGAGAAACAUCAUGUCCAAAGUGAAAGUGAAACUCAGUUGGAGAUUGAAAAUAGUUUUUCAGUGAAAACAGCAUCCAGGAAUGGUUUCACCUGCACUCAGUGUGGAAAGAGUUUCAGUCAGAAAUGUGAUCUCAAUCGUCAUAUGAAGAUCCACACUGGAGAGAAAACACACAAGUGUGAUCAGUGCAGUAAAACAUUUUUGAGGGCUUCAGGGCUGAAGAUCCAUCUUAGAGUUCAUUCAAAUGAGAAGCCCUAUUUAUGUUCUGAGUGUGGGAAGGGUUUUACACAGCAGUCAAAUUUAACAGCACAUCAGAAGAUCCACACUGGCGUGAGAGAGUUUGUCUGCUUUAAGUGUGAGAAGGGUUUUAUUACAGCUCAUCAUUUAAAACAGCACAUGAGGAUUCACACUGGAGAGAAACCGUACAAGUGUUCACUCUGCGACAAGAGAUUCAAGCGGUUACAAAUAUUGAAAACACACGAGAUGAUUCACACUGGAGAGAAACCGUACAAGUGUACUCAAUGUGGGAAGAGUUUCAGACAGUUUUCAAACUUUAAUGAACACACGCAGCGACACACUGGAGAGAAAAAUCACAAGUGUGAUCAGUGCAGCAAAACAUUUCUGAGGCCUUCAGAGCUGAAGAUCCAUCUCAGAUUUCAUACAAACGAGAAGCUUUAUUCCUGUUCGGAGUGUGGAAAAUGUUUUACACAGCAGUCAAGUUUAAAUGCACAUCAGAAGAUCCACACUGGCGUGAGAGAGUUUGUGUGCUUUAAGUGUGGGAAGAGUUUUAUUACAGCUGGGGACUUGAGACGACACCAGCUGAUUCACACUGAAGAGAAGCCGUACAAGUGUUCACACUGCGACAAGACGUUCAGAGAUUCAGGAUACCUAAAAAAACACGAGAGGAUUCACACCGGAGAGAAACCGUUCACAUGUACUCAGUGUGGGAUGAGUUUUGGACAAUCAUCAAACCUUAAGAAACACGCGCUGAUCCACACUGGAGAGAAAACACACAAAUUAAACAAAAAGAAAAACAAUUUUGAGGGCUGCAGAGCUGAAGAAACAUCUGAGAGUUCAUACAAAGGGGCUUUAACAGAGAGUUAUAAUUUCCCUACCUGAAAACUCAACUUUAUAUUCACAAGCACCAGAUUUCACAGUUAAAGUGCCCUUAUUAUGCAUUAUCAAAGCUCCUGUUUUGGUUUUGGGGUCUCCAACAACAGGCCGAUGCUCAUGCAAGUUUAAAGAACACUUUGUCUUAUAGUAUGUUUUGUUACCUAAUGAUCCCGAUGACUCUCAUGUGAUUUGUUCAGUGGUUCAUUAUUACCAAACCCUUCCUUUGUGUGAUGCUAAUCUGGAGUGAUUGGUUUGAUGACCCAGUCUGUUGUGAUUGGUCGACUGUGUUCAGUGUGAGACUGAUAGGAAACGCCCACCACAGCUUAUCAACAGUGUUGAAGCAACAAGCACCCAGUGUUGUUCUUGACAGCCGUUUUAACGUUUAAUUUAAGCUAAAAUUUCUACCACCUAAAAGUCUACCAUUUUAAUUCAACUUUUAAAGCACGUUUUAAUUAAAAUGUUGACAUAUU